Messenger RNA from Prosopis cineraria, 1535 nucleotides. RefSeq lists its product as uncharacterized. Bases 232 to 1314 code for a protein of 360 amino acids. NCBI's taxonomy places the organism in Eukaryota, Viridiplantae, Streptophyta, Magnoliopsida, Fabales, Fabaceae. The transcript has a single exon. The record is from RefSeq and is a predicted model, not a curated record.
GCUGCAGGCUGCCCUCCUCUCGGCUCUCGCUCACUAUUUACAACGGCAGCAUGCUGAAACGCCCUAGUCUGAUGCGAUCGGGUUUUGGCGGAAUCUCAGCGCAAUUAUUUCUCUUCAAAAAUUCAACUUCCCUCAGGCGGCUCUAUAAAUUAAUUUUCUUAUCUUUACUCGCUGUCUAAACUCAAUUCAAAAUUCAGGGUUAGGGUUCUGUGUCCGCGCAAGGCAAUUAUAAUGAAGGCUUCUCUCAAAUUCCGCGACGAACAAAAGCCGCUUUUCAGAGCCAAAGUUCCUCUCAACGUCCUGGGCUUGCCGUUCCAAUCCGGCAUAGUAGCUGGCGAGUCCAAGGAGCUCACUCUUAAUCUCAGCUCCUUCUUCGAAUCUGGUCCGGCCGUCAAGAUCGCCUACCGCCCCAAUGACUCGUUCAAUCCCUUUUCCCUCAUCGUCAAGACAGGGACAGGACCGUUCGGUUCGCCCUUCUCCAGUUCCAUGUUGAUGAGUGCCGAGUUCAAUUUGCUGGGUUGUGGAAACGGGAAUCCUGUCUUCAUGCUCCAUUUUAAACCUCGAUUCGGGGAUUUCUCUUUCAAGAAGUCGCAGUCUUCGAUUUUUGAUCCCAAAGUCUUCGGCUCACAGAAUGGCACCGCCUCGGAUGAUGAUGGGUCCGUUGAGUUGGUGGACUCGCCGGUGAUGAACUCGUUCUCCGGCAAGAAAAUUUCGAUGCUGGCUACUCGUCCUCCCUCUGCGGGUGCCAUUGCCAAUCUGUUCUCCGGUAUGGAAGUGGCAGCAAGGACAACACUUCCGGUUAAAGGACGAGCCGUGGUGAACUUCCGAUGGGGUGUUCGUGUUCCGGCGGAGCUGAAGUGUCGCGAUAAUGUGGCGGCUGGCAUAGCAUUUCAGAAGAUUCCGUUUUUGGUGAUGGAUAAGAUUGGGGUCGAGCACUUAGACGGCGGGGACUCCAAGGGGAAAGGCAGUAAAAGAGCGGGCCCAGAUUCGGCAUUGCCAGGGAAUGCUGACGUGGCAGAGGCGUGUCUUUCGGUGAAACGGCAAUUGGAGGUCUUGCAAGCUGAGAAUGGAUUACUGAGGAAUGCCGUGGAAGAUCUCCGGAGGGAAAUAUCCGGCGCCAGCUCCAUUGAAGGAUCAGAUUUCAGCAAGUACAGAGAAGUUGAGAGGAAUGGUAUGAAACCUUCCAAUGGCAAGAAUGAUCGACGUAAUAACGAAAGGAAAAGGUCCAAUUUCGACGGUUUUCCUCCAAAGUCGACGGAGGCUGAUGUGAGUGAAGAAUUAAAGAAAGCUCUGAAGGGUGCUUCUGGCACUUGAAUUCGUUGACAUGUUGAUCAGAGAUUUGCUUAGUAUGAUAGUUUUUAGUUUCAGAUCAGUUAUUAUAUUAUGUACUUUUCUGUCGUGCAGGUUUCCUUAGUUAUGUGAUAUAAACAAGGAAGCUUAUGGGUGUUCGAGCCUUCAUCCAAAACUCCAAAUGUAUAGUUUCAUAUUUAGCUUUAUAACACGCCAUCACAAAUAUAACCAGAAAUUUGAAUCCA